Molecule: messenger RNA, 1501 nt
Organism: Zingiber officinale
Lineage: Eukaryota; Viridiplantae; Streptophyta; Magnoliopsida; Zingiberales; Zingiberaceae
Product: B3 domain-containing protein Os03g0120900-like
Exons: 1
Coding region: 442-1317 (291 amino acids)
Molecular function (GO): DNA binding; DNA-binding transcription factor activity
Source: RefSeq, a predicted model, not a curated record
CGACUUGCUCGGUGAGGAGGCUCGGCGCGCAGCUUGAUAGAUAGGCCAUCUGUAAGAGCUGAAAGGGACAAGAAGCCCAGACGAUGAUGAGCUGAGACAGAUAGAUUAGAUAGAUAGAUAUAAUUCAUUCCUCAAUUAUAAACCUAGCUACUAUAUAUUAUCAUCCUCUUUUUGGUGAGGAAGUGGAGAUAAUGAUAGUAAUUAAUUAGCAUGGAUAUUGGCAGAGGCUAAAGUGGCCUCACCCUUGUUCUGGGAACCUUCUGAGGCAGUACUGUGCGUUGGCAGGACAAAUUAUUGAGCGAUAAGAAGGCGCAAAACCAAGCCAAUUUUCAUGUGAUUCGUCGCAGACCUCUUCUUCCUCUUUGAUUCCUAGCUGGUGUGGAUGGCCGAGAAUUGUAGGAGGAGGAGGGGAAGCUGAUUAGGGUCUCUGUGUUCUGAUCGAUGGAGUUCACACACGGAAGGAGAUCUAGAGAGAGGUUUUUCAUGAGUAGUAGUAGUAGUAGUAGUCAUCAGGAAGAGCAGCAAGUGCAGGUAGGCGGCGGCGCGCCUUUUUUGAUGGUUUCGUCUCCCUUGUCGUCCUCGAAUUUGCGGGGAGGGAAUUGGAUGGUGCCGGAGAGGGAGCAGAUGUUCGAGAAGGUGGUGACGCCGAGCGACGUGGGGAAGCUGAACCGGCUGGUGAUCCCCAAGCAGCACGCGGAGCGGUACUUCCCGAUGGACGCGGCGGCGGACGGCGGGAAGGGGCUGCUGCUGAGCUUCGAGGACCGGACGGGGAAGGCGUGGCGGUUCCGCUACUCCUACUGGAACAGCAGCCAGAGCUACGUGAUGACCAAGGGCUGGAGCCGCUUCGUCAAGGAGAAGCGCCUCGACGCCGGCGACACCGUCUGCUUCAGCCGCGGCGGGGACCGCCUCUUUAUCGACUGGAAGAAGCGCCGCGUCCGCGAUCCUUUCACGGCGGCGGCCGCCAGGGGGGUUCCUUUCACCGGAUUCUCUUUCGGCCCGCCACCCAUGGUCGGCCCAUGGGGAACUUCUUCUCCCACCUUCUUUGCGCCUUCCACCGCCACUCCUGCCCACGGCUCGCAGAUUGUCUUCUUCCGGGCGCCACCACCAGUCGAGGGGCGGCCCGCCGACGUGUCGGUGGUUCUAGAGUCGACGCCAUCCGCCGGUAGCCGCCAGGCGGCGGCCAAGGGCCUGAGGUUGUUCGGGGUGAACCUCUUCUGCUCCGGAUCAGAAGGGGGCGGCGAGACACAAGCUUCUUCGUCGCCGGCGUCGGUGUCCAAGGAGCGUAAACAUUCCUCGUCCUUAAAUGUUGACCUAUGAUUCCAAUUUUGAGCUUCUUGAUUACUUCAAUUAUAAAAGAAGGCGGCCUCGACCUCGAUCUCUCCUUCUCCUCUUCCUCCUCCAAGUUGUAAAUAUCCAGGAAGACAGAUACAAAUUUGCUUUUGUAAUGCUUGCAAAGGGAUUGAAGUCCAUCAAUUGCUCAUGAUCUUUAAUUCGUUUUCAA